AUGCACGGACCCACCUGGCCAGCCAAGUUCCAAGACACCUGGAUGCGGCAUGAUAAGCACGAGUGUGACUGGCAUUUUGAAAAGGUCGAUUGCUAUGUGGAAGCCGAAGCUGAUGCCGAGCAACACUGCAAUGACAUCGCCGCCUGCAAUGACAACCGAGAAAUCAUUGCCAUUUCCUUGCGUGGGUUGGGCCUGACUGAUCACUUUCAUUCCAUCCAUGUGCCCGCGGAGGUCUACCAUUGCUUGCCAUCUAUGGAACGAUUCUCACUUAUUGGAAACUCCAUUAAUGCCACCAUUGAACAGUUCUUGCCGGAUGACAUUUUCCGACUCCCCUAUCUUAUUGAGCUCAACUUGCGAAACAACUAUUUAGUGGGAAACAUUCCCACUCAACUUGGUUGGAUGAGCAACCUUCAAUUUUUCUCAUUGGCAGGCAAUUGGUUGUCCGGCAGCCUGCCCACGGAAAUGGGGCAAAUGGCCAGUGCGAAGGAAGUGUACUUGUGGCACAACCGCUUGUCGGGAAGUAUCCCAUCCGAGUUUGGGUUACUCACCAACAUGGAGGACAUGGAGCUUUUGGGCAAUGUGCUCACGGGAAAGAUCCCCACUGAGCUCACACGAAUGACCAAUGCCCAAAUGCUCCACAUGCAAAUGAAUCUAUUCACAGGACACAUCCCAAGUGAAUUUGGAACCAUGCCCCGCUUGACUUCCUUGUCGCUCCGACAAAAUUCCCUCACCGGAACCAUUCCAUCCCAGCUGGCGGGUCUCUCCGGGCUGAAGGUGCUUCGGUUGGAACACAACGACUUGACCGGAAGUAUUCCCGAAGAAUUCAACGCCUUGGCUGCCGACUUGGUUCGAAUCACGAUGAAUGGCAAUCGAUUGAUCGGAAUGGUCCCGGAAGAAUUGUGCUCGCUGGGAGUUUACGAUCCCGUCAAUCGAACCGGUUUGGCCAUUGAUUUUUUCGGAACGGAGCAUACGCGUGAUUGCUACGUGGAAGAAGAAGAUGUCGAUGCCGAGCAACACUGCAACACCCUUACCUCCUGCAAUGACAACCGAGAAAUCACUGCCAUUUCCUUACGUGGAUUGGGCCUGACUGAUCACUUUCAUUCCCUCCACGUUCCUCCCGAAGUGCACCAUUGCUUGCCCUCUCUGGAAAGGUUCUCGCUGAUUGGAAAUUCCAUCAAUGCCACCAUGCAACAGUUGUUGCCCGAUGAAAUCUUUAGACUCCCUUAUCUCAUUGAGCUCAACUUGCGAAGCAACUACUUGGUCGGAAACAUUCCCAGUCAACUCGGUUGGAUGAGCCAUCUCCAAUAUUUGGCUUUGGGGGGUAAUUGGUUGUCCGGCCACAUGCCCACGGAAAUGGGACAAAUGGCUAGUGCCAAGGAAGUGUACUUGUGGCACAACCGCUUGUCGGGGAGUAUCCCCACCGAGUUUGGGCUGCUCACCAGCAUGGAGGACAUGGAGCUUUUGGGCAAUGUGUUCACGGGAAAGAUCCCCACCGAGCUCACACAAAUGACCAACACCCAAACACUCCACAUGCAAAUGAAUAAGUUCUCGGGACACAUCCCAAGUGAAUUUGGAACCAUGCCCCGCUUGACCUCCUUGUCGCUCCGACAAAAUAUCCUCACUGGAACCAUUCCGUCCCAGCUGGCCGAUCUCUCUGGGCUGCAGGUGCUUCGGUUGGAAAACAACGAUUUGACUGGGCGUAUUCCCCAAGAAUUCAACGCCUUGGCUUCACACUUGGUGCGAAUCACCAUGAAUGGCAAUCGAUUGUCCGGAAUGGUCCCCGAAGAAUUGUGCUCGCUGGGAGCUUAUGAUUCCGUCAAUCGCACUGGUUUAGGCAUUGAUAUGUAUGGAACGGAGCAUACGGUUUGUGGCUGCAAUUGGUGCCCUUGUGAUGUGGCGGCCAACACGUCUCAUUUGCGAGGAAGGAAUCUGGCAGCCGGUCCUUAA
Seminavis robusta is the source of this 1947-nucleotide messenger RNA. Lineage: Eukaryota; Bacillariophyta; Bacillariophyceae; Naviculales; Naviculaceae. The record is from the annotation of a GenBank genome assembly.